Molecule: messenger RNA, 4594 nt
Organism: Salarias fasciatus (jewelled blenny)
Lineage: Eukaryota; Metazoa; Chordata; Actinopteri; Blenniiformes; Blenniidae
Product: serine-rich adhesin for platelets
Exons: 11
Coding region: 122-3598 (1158 amino acids)
Source: RefSeq, a predicted model, not a curated record
AGGUCAUUUUACUCCCUGCGCAGUUUGCUGUUCGUCGUCGUCACUGCGUGCGGAGACUGGCUGUGCAAAGAGAAAGACUGUAUGGAUUUAGGAUCAACAGUGAAAUGUCUCAGCAGUGGAAAUGCAGCUCAUCGCCUGUGUGUUGCUUUUUAUCACCACAACAGAUAAAACAUGGGCUUCGUCACAGCACCACUGCGGUGGGCAUGUCAGACUGGACCAGGAACCUGCUGGCCACAUCAAUCUCACUUUACCUGAACUUUUUACAGACAUUGGCAGAUUCCAUUCUAUGAAGCGAGAGUCUGACAGAGCCUUACAGCUUUCAGUGUGCACGUGGAUGAUAGAGAUCCCUGCAGGGAAGACGGUACUUUUAAAACCAGAAUGGUCAGGAAGUGGCUCGAGCGUAUGGGUGCGAUGCAUCUUGAAGGAGAAAAAUCAGGCCCUGGAAAGCGGGAGGACGGCUGUGCUCUUCGGCUGUCACAGAAACCAAGCAGCACUCACGUGGACAGGGGAAGGACACUCGUCAAAUGUAGUUCAGUUGGCUUAUUCUGUCCAGGAAGAUGAGAGGAAUUCCUCGGAUGGCCGCUUGACUCACCAACCAGACCAAGACCUCACUGGCUGGGCUCAGACAGGAACCAGCUUUACAAGUCCAGCUCCUAUUGGUCAGGAGACAGUAAAAAGCACAGAGGGGGGCAGAGGUCACCUAUGUGAAGGUCUGGAGUCUAGUUCCGAUCCUCGGUGUCCUUCGAACGGCUCUACUCAGGACCCGGUGACGGUGCUUCCCACCUCAGCCCAGCAGGGUCUGUCUGUCGCUGGGCGAACUGAUAGGGAAACUCUCCCUCUUCCUGAGGAAAAACCAAACAAUGAAGCGGAUACAUCUGGAGCUGCUCACCUCACUGAUGCUCCAGUUACUGCCAGAGAAAGAACACACCCAUAUUUUGAUCCCGAACUCAAUACAAACUCCACAUACCCUAUAAAUGAGACCCCUCCUGCCCAAACAGAAACGACUCUGAGUUUCCACACUAUGUUUCACACAGAUAUGCAAAGACACACAUCCAGCCAAACACCCAAACACACAUACAAGCACAUGACUACUGAAACUGACCAGAGCGUCUCCGGCAGCGUCCCACUGAUCACAUCUUCUGGCCGAGAGCUACCUUCACAGACAGUAGUAGAAAGCGACACCACUGUUAUUUCACAAGAUGUCGCUGUUGUGGGGACGCACAGAGAUAAACCAGCUCAUCCCUGGAGGAGCCUGCGAAACACUGACAGGGUGAGCUCCGAUCUUUCCUCUUCCACCACCUCCAGCCCUUUAAAGUCUUCCCUCAAACCUCUUCAGGACGACUCGCACAGCAGCCAUGCUUAUACCGACCCCACUUCAGCUUCAGAGUCCGCUUCCGCUUCUCAAAGCCCCAGCAGGACUUGUUCAUCCACUCCCCAGGCCUCAGAGAUUGACACUGCUGUUAACACCACAGAAGCUGCAUCAGUUCAUCCAAACACAAGCCAACGUGAUUCAUUUGUAUCAGCCACCUCAGACGUUACUGUUCAGACUCCUGGAAUAGAGCUGUCAGAGAAGUUUGAAAACACGGAGGUGCUUGAUGCGCUCAUUUCUUUCCCUGAGAGUCAAACAAAUGCUGAGCCGAGUACAGAGAGCGUCUCAGACUUUCCCUACUUAUCCUCAUCAUUCAUCACGCCGGCAGGCAACAAAGACGCAGAAAGCACACAAAGGAAUCUCACGAAUGCAGACACAGCUAUUAAUACAAUCUCCACCUCUCCUGUUGUUAGCACAGACAGUGGACAGACUUCUUUCAUAACCAGGGCAUCGCUAACGACGAAUGAUGAUGCCCAAAACACAGAAACCACCAAAGGAACAUACAUGGUGCACCAGACUCACACAAACAUCGACGACGACCUGCCCACGAAUUCACCAACCCCAGUUCCUCUUUUGGUGUCUAGUUUGUCCACAUCUCCACACACACUCCGAACACACACUCAGUUGUCAGAUAGUUCACACACCACUUUAACCUCCUCUGUCAAUGAUUCCACCAAGCAACUGGCUUUUGUGGACCUCAAAUCCACAGCGACGCCCUUUGAAAUAUCCCAGGUACCUCAACCAGAUGGUCAUCCGUCUCUCUCACCACCUACUGAACGCUCCCGUUCAGAUGAACAUCACCGCGACGUUGAAACUACGACGCGCGCAUCUCUGGUUUCAAUUACGACGCAGUCGGAUCAUGGCAAAAGAGAGAAAAAUAGUAAUCAAGGGGAUGAGCGCUGGCAGUGGAUGGUCAGCAGCACAACCUCACACACUCCCACAGCUGGACCAGCAGAGCCCCGCGUACUCCAGACAACCCCACCUCCCAGGAGGGAGAGCCAUCCAGGGCUUGCUUCUUCAACUGUGACUUCCACACUGAUUUGGAGCUCUGCAGGAACUCCCAAGUUCUACGUUGUGCCAGAUCAGCCUGUCGUCAUCAAAGCGGAGUACAUUGAACUGCUGCUGCAGAUAGUUGUAGAAGACUCCAAGUCGAGUUUCACUGCUGGAUUAGAGGAAGAAACGGCUGCCUGGGUGGAACCGUACCUGCAGAAAGCCCCGGGGUUCAGCAGGCUGCUGGGAGUCUGGAGCAGUGGCCAUGCAGUGCAGAGUCUGGUGAACUUCAGAACCAGUGAGGCUCUGCAGUGGCUCGGCGUGUCUGAACCCACUUCACUGCUGGAGCAAACAGGACUGGCUCAGGCUCUGCGGGAGGGGAGGACGUUCAGAUCAUCCAGGAUCACCAACAUCACGGUUGGAGGUUUGCAGGGAGAAGUGUGCGGUUGGUUGCUGCAGUGUCCUGCAGGCUAUAAAUGUAGAUCCAAGCUCGGCAGCGCCAACUACAGCUGUUCCUCCGUUUGCCACUUCGACCACUGCCACCACCACGGGAUCUGCACGCACCAUCCCGGCCAGCUGCCCGUUUGCCGCUGCCUCGCAGGUGACGACUUCUGGUACAUGGGGCGGAGGUGCGACGUGAGGAUGACUCGAGCGCGCCUCGUGGGAGCGUGUCUUGCCGUGGUCGUCAUUAUAGUGGCCGUCAUUGGCGUCCUGGCCUUUGUGGCAGUACGACGAUACCGAGCCAUCCUGAUUCAGGCUAAAGUGGACCAGACACGUAGCAGCUAUCGCAGGUUCAACCACUUCGACGAGCUGUCGGGUCGCUUCUGGUUGCGCUCGUGGGCGGGAUCGGCAGACUCGCUGGACAAUCCGGCCUUCGCGCGCUCCAACGACCUACUGCAUCUGCGGGCGCUCGACCGCCCCUGCUGUUACCACGACGACACGCUGUCGCUGGCCUCCACCUGCCCCAGCCACGGGACACACAUCAAUACCAUCUACCCUCACAGCUCCCAGUAUGGUUGGAGGGGGAGUGAGAUGAGUGUGGGGGAUGGUGUGCUGGACUCGGGUAAGGCCAGUGAUCUCUCCGUGUGCAGCUGGCCGGUCGAACCCAUUCACUGGACUCCCUUCCCACUCCUGCAGCAACUGGCCUCUCACCGGACACCCACAGUCAGGGUGUCACGACCGCGGUCGUACUGCGAAGGCAUGGAGCUGGUAGAUCUGGGGAGGAGCUGGACUGCCUGACACCCGUGAAGGAGAACCAGAUAUGCCCUGCUUCACUUGCUAUUGUGUGGAUUUUUGUACGGUGAAUCUAACGUCUGAAUGUGUUGUUAAUUAAAAGAUAUGUAAAACACAAUGUAAAUGUGUACAUAAGUUUAAAAGUUUGUACAGUUGUUGUUUAGUUUGAAUCUACAGUGCGGCGUCCAGAAGCUGGCUGUAUGUCUGUGUGACGCAGUUAUAGUUUUGAUAAAUAUUUCUACUUUGAGCAAGAAUACAUGUGCUUUAAAUUAUGUUUUGAGAUUGAAAAAUGACUUUUUUUCAGUAUUGCUUAAGUUCUCCUAAAGGGUUAACAAACAUCAAAAGUGCCAACAAUUCACAGCAUAAAACACCAAAUCUUUUUUCUGCAUGGAGCCUACCUAAAUAAUUUAAACUUUUGGGAAGUUUCCAGACUGGUUUGGAGAAAUGUCUUAUAACGUCACCAUAAAACCAAAGUUGCAUUGACUGAGUGUUAGAAAACCUUUUUUUUUGUUUGUUUGUUUAUAAGACAUAUUGUCUUUCUAUAAAUUUCUUUCCAUAACGUGGUAAGGCUUAGAAUAGGCCAAGGAUAUCAAAAAUAUGGCCCACCAGCCCAAAACCGACCAGCAGGAGGAUCCAGUUUGACUGUGGAAUGACCUUGUAUAAAUCUUGAAAGUUACAAAGAAAACAGCUGCGAGUUUUUAAAGGAAAUUAAUGCUAUUCCUGAAUUUUCCAUUGGGUCAAGGGGGCAAUACACAAGGCUGAGAGCCACAAGUGACCUUCUUAUGGCGACAAUUUCUGCAUCAGCAAAAACCUUCUACUUUUGUUACAAACCAUAUUACAGCAUGAAAGUGGUGUUUGUGAAAUAAUGUUGGCUUAAAGCUGCAGAAUUUGUGUGACUAAAAGAAUGAGCUUAAAGAGAGACACUGUUAAAGAUUCAGAAAGCACGUUUCUUUCUUUUGAAAUUUUAAAUUUUGUGAAAAUGGACCAUUAAAUGUUUUCAGA